AUGGCUUACUCUGUCAGUCUCGUCGAUGUUAUCCUCGCACUCAUCGCAUGUAUCAUAUUGAAACGGCUCGUCGCUCGAGCCCCCGCUCCAUACCCUCCAGGUCCGAAGGGAUGGCCCAUUAUCGGCAACCUCUUUGACAUGCCUGCCGAACAUAAGUGGCUUGCAGUCUCCGAAUGGGCUGAUAAAUGGGGUGACGUUGUCUAUGUAAAUCUUCUGGGUCAACACUUUGUAUUCUUGAACUCGACCAAGGCAGUAUCGGCGCUUUUUGAAAAGAAGAGCGCUAUAUAUUCCGAUCGACCUUACUUUACAAUGGGCUGUGAACUCGUUCAAUGGAACUGGACUCUCGCACUCCACCAGUUCGGUGAAUCCCAUCGCGCAGGCCGUAGACUAUUCCAGUGGUAUAUGGGUACCAAGUCUGCUACCGAGAAGCUGCAUCCCGUCGUCGAAGAAGAAUCAUUCCGCUUCCUGAGGCGAAUUCUGGUUCAACCGCAGGAAUUGUUCGAUGCUAUCAGAAAGGACGCUGGAGGCAUCAUACUGCGAGUCACAUAUAGUUAUGAACCUCAGGAAGAGCAUGAUCCCCUGGUUGAGCUAGCCGAAGAAUCGAUGUCUCAUUUCGCGCUCAUCACUAGUCCGAACGCCUUUCUCGUGGACACCCUGCCCAUCUUGAAAUACGUGCCGUCGUGGUUCCCGGGAGCUGGUUUCAAGAAAACCGCCGCUUGGAUGUACAAAUGCUCCGUCGACACUGUGGAAAUACCCUUUGCAUGGGUUAGGAUGCAAAUGGCCGAUGGGACCGCAAAACCCUCUUUCGCGUCACGUUGCCUGGAAGACGCGGGAGAACUCACGCCGACAAAGCUGCGAGAUAUCAAAUGGACCUCGGCGUCCAUGUACGCAGCUGGAGCGGACACUACCGUCGCACUCAUUAAUUCGUACUUCCUCGAAAUGACCCUUUUCCCUGAGGCUCAGAAGAAGGCCCAAGAAGAGAUUGAUAGAGUCAUAGGGCCUGACAGGCUCCCUGUAUUGAGUGAUCGACCGCUCCUCACGUAUGUCGAAGCUCUGGUGAAGGAGGCAUUCCGAUGGCAUCCAGUCGUGCCUCUUGACCUUGCUCACGUCGUAACGCAAGACGAUAUUUGUGACGGCCAUUUCAUCCCGAAAGGAUCUAUGGUGAUUGCUAACAUCUGGAAACUCCUCCACGACCCAGAGACCUACUCAAAUCCUAUGGAGUUCAGGCCAGAAAGGUUCCUAGGUGAGAACCCGGAACGCGACCCUAGGGAGUUGUGUUUCGGAUUCGGAAGACGCCACCCCCCUCUAGGUCUCAACCUAGCGGAUGUAUCUGUCUGGUGCGCCGUUGCGAUGUCGCUGGCGGCAUUCGACGUAUCGAAGGCUAUGGAUGAGAACGGCCGUGUGAUCGAACCACUAGUAGAUUUCACGAGUGAGACUGUUAGCACUGUGAAACCAUUCCAAUGCUCUAUCAAGCCACGGUCCCGCGCUGCAGAAGCUCUAGUACUCGCAAAUUCCGAGAAGACUGCCUGA
Molecule: messenger RNA, 1530 nt
Organism: Gloeophyllum trabeum ATCC 11539
Lineage: Eukaryota; Fungi; Basidiomycota; Agaricomycetes; Gloeophyllales; Gloeophyllaceae
Product: cytochrome P450
Exons: 11
Coding region: 1-1530 (509 amino acids)
Molecular function (GO): monooxygenase activity; iron ion binding; heme binding
Source: RefSeq, a predicted model, not a curated record